AAAGCCAAUAAAAGACAAGAUUGUGUUCUUUAACUUAAAAUUAAUCGAGAGAGAGAGAGGCCAACAAUGGCGACAGCUUCCGCAUCAGGUCGAAGCAAUAGAGAUGGAACAGCCAAAGCCAUGGUGGCCGACCACAUUUCUCAGUCGGUACGAUCCACUUCAAAUCUCCUUCAUCUCAUGCAGCAAUCUUCUUCGGCUCAGGCUCAGUUAACAAAGUUGCCAAAGAAUCUUUUGGCGAAAACGCCUACUAUUAAAAAUAUUGGGAAAAUCUUAGAGCAGAUGCCACAGGUGGUUUCGUCAUUAGAUGCAUAUGUUGAGAAGGGACUAGAAAGGUUUUACAUGGAAGAGUUAACACUCACGAUCAAUUGUCGUGGAAGUUGCCCUUGUUAGUGGGCUUAUGCUGUUGCAUUCUCUAUCAGAGGGUGGAAGAAGACCUGGAUCAUAUUUUGUGGAGACAUGCGUCUGUGAAAUUUGUAUGGGAAUGCUUCUUCCGUACUUUUGAUUUCAUGCUUGCCUAGGGAUACUAGUGAUAUGAUCUGGGAGUUCCAAAAUCUGCUUUUCGUGAAUGGGAACAAUUUUUAUAGGUUGUCCAUGUGUGUGCUAUUGUGGGAUCUUUGGGGUGAGCAGAAUAAGAUAGUGUUUAGAGGUAUGGAGAGUGACCCCUCGGAUGUAUGGUCUCUCGUUAGACUUCAUGUUUCCCUCUGGACUUCAACUUCGAAGAGCUUUAGUAAUUAUCCUUUAGUUUUUUUUUUUCUUUUUUUUGUUGGCCUGAAGGAAUUAAUAUCAAUGGAUGACCCCCGAUGACAUUGUAAGUUAUCCAAUAAGCAGAUAUUUCACUAUAUUGUCUGAAUUACUACUUUGUUCUUGUCCUUUGGUAUAUCUAGUAAAAAUUGCUUCUACUUUUACUUUACCCUCCACAAGAACAAGUGUUCUAUGAUGCAUUUUAAGAUAGUUCUGUGCACUGAUCAAUUUGGCCUCUGUCUUGGUUUACUUGAUUCCGAAUGU
Benincasa hispida (wax gourd) is the source of this 1005-nucleotide messenger RNA. It is a transcript of the gene TOM2B, whose product is annotated as tobamovirus multiplication 2B. The record is from RefSeq and is a predicted model, not a curated record. Lineage: Eukaryota; Viridiplantae; Streptophyta; Magnoliopsida; Cucurbitales; Cucurbitaceae.